GGGAGCCAGAGCCUGCUGCGAGCCGGGCAGCCGGAGCCGCCGUGACUUUUCAAGCGACUUUUGCAGUUCGGCUGCCCCCAGCCAGGGACAGCGCCGGGCCGGGCCGAGCCGAGCCGAGCCGAGCCGGGGCGUGGCUGCGCUUAGCCUCCUCGCCACCCAGCCGGGGCGGCCGCCGCCCUACGGGAGCGGAGCAGCUGGGAAGUUUCGGGGCAAAGCCACUGACCAGCUUCCCCUCAAAACAAGCAGUGAAAAAUGGGCCGGAAAAAAAUACAGAUCAGUCGAAUUUUGGACCAGCGCAACCGUCAGGUGACCUUCACCAAGCGCAAGUUUGGGCUGAUGAAGAAGGCCUAUGAGCUGAGCGUGCUGUGUGACUGCGAGAUCGCCCUCAUCAUCUUCAACAGCACCAACCGCCUCUUCCAGUACGCCAGCACCGACAUGGACAAGGUGCUGCUCAAGUACACGGAGUACAGCGAGCCGCACGAGAGCCGCACCAACUCCGACAUUCUGGAGACGCUGAAGCGGAAGGGCCUGGGGCUGGAAAGCCAGGAGCUGGAGCUGGACGAAGGGCUGGACCCCAUGGAGAAGGUCCGGAAGCUGAACGAGGGGGUGGACCUGACGGUGGCGCGGCCCAGGCUCUACUCGUCAGUCCCUCUGCCCAGCCACGAAGCAGCCUACGCGGGCACACCGCCCUCUGGGAGCGACGGAGGGCUCAACAGUGCCAACGGGUCCCCGCAGCACCAGAGCCGCCUGCCUGCGUUCAAGUCAGCGAUUCCCAGGCACGGCCAGCCUUCGGGGCGCUCCCCGGGGCCACUGCCACCAGGCCUUGCCUACCCUCUCUUCUCCCAUGGCAACCUGAACCGAGCCCUGGCUACCAAGACCCCUCCCCCACUCUAUCUAGGGGCAGAAGGCCGCAGGAUGGAUGUCCACAGCAGUUUGUCCAGUGCCAGGAGUAAUCUGACAUCAGCGCAGCGAUCGCUCUACCCUGGCCUGCAGACGGUGAGCCCAGUGCUGCCCGCCGGCAACGGCAGCAUGCCAGCCCACGGGCUAGGGGGCUUCCCCUUCCUCUCCUCAAGCCAAGCAGAGUACGGGCCCGGCGAGGCCUCCUCGCACCCUGGCUACCUCCAGGCCAAUGCCAUUGCCUCCUGGCAGCACCACAGAGACAUGGCAGCCUCCACGCACCUGCCACUAGGGGCAGCCGGCAGAGGGCUCCCCACCGAAGAGGCAGCCCCGGCCCCCAGCAGCUCUCCCCAGCACCAGGCCAUCAGCAUCAAGUCCGAACGGGUCUCCCCAGUGGUCAGCUGCAGCUCAGCCACCCCCCAGCACUCCCUGAGCAGCCUGUCCUCCCUCAGCGACGUCCCCAGAGGGCCCGGGAACCAGCCCCAGCGAGACGAGUAUGCCAAGGCCUAUCACUACCCGCUGGUCCUGUCCCGGCCGCUGGCAGAGGAGCAGCAGGGGGGCGUCUCGGUGCGGCGCCUGCAAGUGACGGACAUUUGGCAGAGAUAGUGGGACCGGCUGUCCGGGGUGGGGGGACGCCCGCGCUGUUUGCAUGUACGUACCGGCAGUGGCAGGCCCAGUCUGUCCCAUGCCUCCUCUUCUCCUCAGAAGCACUUGUACCUUUCUCCUGGGGUUCCCUGCAGCCACAACCACCCACAGGGCAGGAGGUGGCACCACAGAGCAUGGCUGAGUGCUGCGGGGGGAUCCCAGAACCCCAUGGGUAGUGAGUGCCUGGGGGGAGACCCCCUCGCUGCCUAGCCCCAGAGCCCUAUGGGCUAUGAGUGCUUGGGGGGAGCCUCCUUUUUGCCCUGCCCCAGAACCCCAUGGGCUGUGAGUGCCUGCAGGGUGCCCCCCUCAGUGCUCUGCCCCAAAACCCCUUGGGCUGUGAGUGCCCUGCCCCAGAACCACAUAGGCUGUGAGUGCCUGCAGGGAGCCCCCUCAGUGCCCAGCCCCAGAACCCCAUAGGCUGUGAGUGCCUGUGGGGAGUCCCCCUCGGUGCCCAGCCCCAGAACCCCAUAGGCUGUGAGUGCCUGUGGGGAGACCCCCUUGGUGCCCUGCCCUAGAAUCCCCUGGGCUCAGAGUGCCCACGGGGAGCCCCCUCUCUCGGUUUGAAAUACAUCCCUACUGUCUUUCCCUCCAACUCUCUGAUUUCAUGUUAAAUGCCUGUUUGGGUGGAAGGUCUGUUCCUCUGAGCUGGGCUGGGGCUCCCUGGGGCCCCCCUGCCCUCGUCUGCCCCCCACCUCUACUCCUAAUGCCCCAGACCAGCUGCAGGUGCCUCAGAAGCUCAUGUCUGUCUUGUUAACCAUGCCCACAUCAACACCUCCCAGCCUUCUGUGAGCGCCAGUGCAGCACCACUGGGGCAUAGUCGUGGCGUGCCAGCGUGGACGGGGCACUGGCCUUUUAACCCUGUGCAGAGCAGGCUGGGAAGGUCUGCGUUAGAGCUGCCCCCCCAUGGGAUUCGCAGUGUUCAGGUGCCACUCUGGAUUAUUUUCUAUUUAUUAUGUUAUAUCCAGUCGCAGGUUCAACCAAUAAAGAUUUGGGUUUGUCCAGCCCCCCAGUGUGAUCUUAA
Molecule: messenger RNA, 2563 nt
Organism: Dermochelys coriacea (leatherback sea turtle)
Lineage: Eukaryota; Metazoa; Chordata; Testudines; Dermochelyidae
Gene: MEF2B
Product: myocyte enhancer factor 2B
Exons: 9
Coding region: 253-1503 (416 amino acids)
Biological process (GO): positive regulation of transcription by RNA polymerase II
Molecular function (GO): DNA-binding transcription factor activity, RNA polymerase II-specific; protein dimerization activity; RNA polymerase II cis-regulatory region sequence-specific DNA binding
Source: RefSeq, a predicted model, not a curated record